AUGUGUUGCUCCAACCCUGCGUUCUACAUAAGUGUCUACGUUCUCGCUGUUAAUCUAUUCGGGCUAUACCUUAGAUUUGUGUACUUUCACAACUACUUUGAGUGCUUCGCUUGUCGAGAGCUGGAUUUCAAGGACCAGGCCUACGAUUACAUUGUAGUCGGGAGCGGCUCAGCUGGAAGCAUCGUCGCUCGAAGACUCGCCGAAAACCCCAGCGUUAAAGUUUUGCUAAUUGAAGCUGGGGCUAGCGGAAAUGGCAUUUUGCAAAUCCCGACUGUUAGUCUCAUGCUACAAGACUCGGUUUUUGACUGGCAGUACCGAACGGUGCCCCAGAAACAUGCCUGUUUGGGGCUUGACAAAAAAGUAAGUCAUUGGCCCAUGGGGAAGAUUCUGGGGGGCACGGCGAUGUUAAAUAACAUGAUUUACGUCCGGGGACACCCCCAAGACUUCGCCGAGUGGUAUAAAGAUUCCUGUAAUUUCAACUACACGAUCGACGUUCUUCCCUACUUCAAAAAACUGGAAAGCAACGAAACUAACAAGCACAAAUGUUCAGUUUUCGUGGAGGAUAUGCCGUUUAAGUCGAACUUGUCGGAUUAUUUUCUGCAAGCCGGGUUGUGUCUCGGCUUUGGCCUAUCAGACGGGGUGAACUCAGAGCCUGGUUUUUCGGCCACUAAAGUAACAAUGCGUAACGGCCAGCGCUGGACGCCUUACCACCAAUUAGAAAAAACCAAAAAACGCAAUCUAGUCGUCAUAACUAACUCUCUAGUCGAAAAAGUCCUCUUAAAAUCCAACUACGAGGCCUACGGUGUGAAAUACACCCACUUGGACGAAACCUACUACGUCCGUGCCACCAAGGGUGUGAUUCUAUCGGCCGGCGUGAUCGGCUCCCCAAAAAUCCUCAUGUUAUCGGGCAUUGGCCCCAAAAAACACUUGGAGAAAUUAAAAAUAGCCCCCAGACUUGACCUACCAGUCGGCGACAACUUGCAAGACCACGUAACCACCGGACUGGACCUCAUCACGCUGGAAGCGCCCCCCGACAUGGGCCUGCAGCAAAUGCUGUCGCCGUGGAGCGCUAGCAGGUAUUUUCUGUGGGGGGAGGGCCCCUGGACCAGUCCAGGGUGCGAGAGUGUCGGGUUUUUCAACAGCGAGGACGGGAAAAUCCCCGAGUUGCAGUUCAUGAUUCUGCCGUAUGGGGCCGCCAUUGACGGGGGCUCCUACUUAAGGGGGCUGGUGGGAAUCGGGGAGAGACUCUGGGAGAGGUAUUUUCGGCGAGUGAACGGCUCGACUAUGACCGUGCUCCCGGUUGUUUUGCACCCGAAAAGUCGGGGGACCGUGAGGCUCAAAAGUAAAGACCCCAGAACGCCGCCUUUGAUUGACCCGAAUUAUUUGGCGGAGGGGUACGAUGUUGAUAUUCUUUUGGAGGGGAUUGAGCUGGUUAAGGAGUUUUUGGAGACGCCGCCAAUGCGCCGCCUGGGGGCUAAGCUGAACGCGGUCAAGUUCCCCGGUUGUGAGGGACUUGAGUUUGAUACUAGACCCUAUUGGGUGUGUUAUGUCCGCCAUUUUACGUUAUCAAGUUACCACCCUGUUGGUACGUGCGCUUUGGGGCGCGUGAUUGACGAGGGGUUUCAAGUCAAAGGCACCAAUAAAUUGUACGUUGUUGACGGGUCGGUUUUGCCCAGCUUGCCCAGCGGUAACCCCCAGGGGGCUAUCAUGAUGAUGGCGGAGCGCGCGGCUGAGAUAAUCAAGCACCACUGCUGGUUGAGUCAGAGGCGGUGCUGCUCGUCCGACGUGUUCCAAGACCAGUGCAGCUGUUACUAAUUGUAAUAAUCGGUGGUUUUAUUUAAACUACACCAUACAGUUCACUUCUAUUUGAAUGGUAGAGUACAAUCAUAUUGCUGCGUUUGAGCAAACUGUGUAAAAUUACAAAUAUUGCAAAAGACUAGAAUACAGUUUUUACAGUUUGUUCAAAAUCUA
Tribolium castaneum (red flour beetle) is the source of this 1971-nucleotide messenger RNA. RefSeq names its product alcohol dehydrogenase [acceptor]. The record is from RefSeq and is a predicted model, not a curated record. The transcript has 3 exons. The coding region runs from base 1 to 1815 and encodes 604 amino acids. Gene Ontology annotation, molecular function: flavin adenine dinucleotide binding; oxidoreductase activity, acting on CH-OH group of donors. Lineage: Eukaryota; Metazoa; Arthropoda; Insecta; Coleoptera; Tenebrionidae.